UAAUUGUUAAACGCGAUCUUUAAAUUAGACGAAUAAAAUUUAAAAUUACGUUGUGUACCUGCGAAUUAAAGAGUUAAAUUUCUACUUGAAACUUUUAUUUGGUGGAAGCAAAUGGACAAAAGGCGAGACAACAAUGUCGGGCAAUAAACAACCGCACAAUUCACUGAUAUAUAUUUUGCCUGUCCAUUACGACGAAUCCAACUCGAUUCGAAUCCGAGUACCUCGGCCGAUGAGAUCGGCAAGGGUAUCUCGCAGCGGCUGUGGGAAGGGAGGAGCCAUCUUGCGGCCUGUUUCAGGGCAGCCACCAAUUGAUUCGCCCCCACCAGGCACCGCAAGCAGGCGUCGAUUCAAUUCCAGGACGAAAAAAGCGUCCGGCGGGCGGCGCCGUCCGUAUAAUUCCCGCGCCCGCAUUGGCUCAACAUUCCGUGUAACCCACGAGCCUGCCGUGGGCUCGGCCAAUCGGGCGCCUCUAGGCGGAUCCUAAAACCAGUUUCAGUUUCGCGGACAGAGGGGAGUCGUUGACUCGAGUCUCUGGGCAGAUAGUAUUGUGCCGUUGGCUCAUGCCGUAGUGGUCUUAACUCCAGCAGGUCCUUGCUACCAAGGAAAUCCCGGAGACCCGCCUGUCACGCGCACGUACUCGAGGGCCGCGAAGACCCGGAAGUUCCUCCGGUGACGCGUCGUGGCCGGGAAAGUGUUGCAAACGUGCGUAAUUCGGUGAAGCGAUCCCAACGUGCACAGAAUUUUGGAGUACACCGAGAAGAAUUGCUCCCGUGAAUCGUGAGACUUUCAGUGACGUCACAAAUCAAAGACUGUGUAAUGGACUUUUGGAAAGACGUUGUUCUCAUUGAAAGUCAUUAGUUUCCAAUCAUCGAUCAUAACAAAUAAAGGACUGGCUGUUUUCGUAUUUGGUGAAAUCAACAUUUGAAAUUGUCGAUCAUGGAUUUUCGACGUAUUAUAGCCUAAUUUGUGAUACCGGCUUGGAAUUUGGUUAGAAAAGUCGCGCGUUUAGAAGCUGCCGGAGCAUUAAGUUGUCCGACGGCUGGCGGAAUUCUAUCAAUCACCUAUUCAACAGGCAACUUGGUACGGAAAAAGUUACAAAAUAUGUGGAACGUUGUGAUUGACACUUUGAAUUACGGAUUGAUCUAUAGAUCCUGAAAGCAUCCGCAAACGUCAAGAAUAUGUAAAAUAUCAACAUUAGAGAAAGCAAUAAGAAUCUUGGUUUGGAACACCGUUCAUUAAGAUCAUCGCGUUCUGAGAAGAUCAAUGAUCGGGAUGGAUCUGAGUAACGACCUAAAAGACUUAGAAUGGAAGAUACAGAAACCCAUUUGAAAGGGCGAGAUCAAAGCUUUCGCAAGCGUCUUAAUGAUCAUCACAAACGAGUGACUUACAGGCAGUGAUGAUCUAUGAAUUGUAUUGCUCAGUGACGAUGCUUCAAAGGGUUUAAAAUGGAAGACGUAAACGCGCGUUAACUGGAAAUAUCUAACGGCGUCAGAUAACCUCCAAUCUCUCGCAUCUUUGACGGACACAUGACACCAGUGUACCAGUGAUCAGGUGACCCCCCUCCUCUCCUGGUGAUCGAGCUUUGCUGAUCCCAGGGAUUGAUGCGAGCGGACUGAUCGCUCUCCGUGGGAGAGACGAACGCCGGCGAGUUGGUACCGAAGAUGGUCCUGGAGCCUGGAGGCGGUCUAUCCUUUCCGUUGCCCCCCGGCAGCGGCUCCAGCGCCUCCGGAGGAUCCUUGCUGGCCCCGACCAGGUUGUUCCAAAGAACGACGCCUGUGUUUCCGUUCCACUUGGCAGGAUGGCCGCCGCAUCAUCCAGUACUGGGUCAGGUGCAGAGCCAGGUCCAGCAGAGCAUACAGGCCCAGCAUCAGGCCGCUGCCGCAGCAGUCAGAUUCCUCAAUCAUCAUCAUCCGCAUCAUCCGCAUCCGACGUUGAGCAAUCAUUCCCUAGUACCGGGGAUCACUGGGCAUCAUCCCAGUGUGCAUCAUCUACAUCAUGCUGCUGAUCAUGGAGAGGAAGAGGACGAAAAGAAAGGUUGCGACGGGGAAUCGGAUGAGGGCGGCAACAAGAGGCGAAGAAGCAGGACUAACUUCAACAGUUGGCAGUUGGAGGAAUUGGAACGGGCCUUCCUGUCGAGUCAUUAUCCCGACGUCUUUAUGCGGGAAGCACUGGCUGUGAGACUCGAACUAAAAGAGAGCCGCGUGGCAGUGUGGUUCCAAAAUCGAAGGGCAAAGUGGCGGAAGAAGGAACACACGAAGAAGGGCCCCGGAAGGCCGGCGCAUAACGCUCACCCACAGAGCUGCAGCGGCGAACCUAUCCCACCCGAGGAACUGAGACGGAAAGAGCGCGAGAGGCGACAGAAGAAGUUGCUGAAAGCUCUCGAGAGACAGCAGCGGAAACUCGCUGCCAAAGGCAUAACGGUGGACUUAUCGACAUUGCGUGCCGAGUGGGAGUCUCGUAGCGAGGCGGCGUCGGGUCGUAGUUCCGGGAGCGGUCCUCUGAACUCGUUCGGCCAACUGGGUCUGGGCAGCGAGAGCAACAAUAUAUCCGGUAAUGAUGCCAACGAGGAGAUCGACGUAGUCGGCGGGUUGGACUCCUGCAGCGAGAGUGACAGCGAGCGGGUGGACUCGGCGGCCGACGGUUCCGUGGACGGUGAAUGUUUCCCGGCCCUCAACAGUAACGCGAACGAGACUAGCGAGCCCCGGAAAGUCCCACCGCAGAAUCCGCCGAUGGAGCACCUGAACCACCAGCCCGGCAUUCAUCACUGGGGCCUGAGCUUGCUGGAGCGACGGCGCGAGCUGGUGGGAGUCGGGGCGGGUCGUCAAUCGGCCGGUAACGGCGCCAGGAAUCUGAUCAGACAGGCCGCCAGCGAGGAGGAAGUCCAGAGCGGCAGCAUUGAUCUGUCAGUGAAGGGCAGGGAGGAGAGGAAGAGGCUGAACCCGUUCUCCAUCGACAGCUUGUUGGGAAACAAUCGGACUAGCGCGGCAUCGGAUCGCAGGCCGGCGACGCCGACGUCGCCGACGUCCCCCGUUUCGUCGGCUUGCACGUCGCCCUCCACGACGUAGUGAACAGGUGGGGAAUGGCGCCGAGGUGUGCCGGAUUAAAAAGUUUCACGUAGUCGAGAGUGGCGAAGAGUGCGAAGGGGUGGCGGCGGUAAACUCUUCGACAAGAUUACCGGUUGACGGUGAAGUGACCAUUGGGAAUGAGCGAAGGCCGAAGCGUAAAAGAGCGCGGAACUGGUACUUCUGGUGGUCGUGAAAACGCGCGGAGAAGAAACCAGCUACGGUAACGUCCCCGUUUCUGCCAGGGUUUCCUGUCGCUUUGACUGAAGUCGCUAGAUUCAUGGAUAUCCUCGCGUACUUGUAGACAUUCUCACGUCCAUCGAUGAAUGCGCAUCUAAGAUUCUCGAUUCCGAGAUCUCUGAAAGUCUACAUUCACGAAUUCACGAGCCAAAGGCUGAUUAAAGAAAGAAAGAAAUUACAGAGAAAUUGGAUAUUAGACAAAUUGAAAAAUUUACAGGUAUAACAAUCGAAUUGCAAGUUAUAAUAGAUCGCGAUCGAUUACGUUCGUAAUUACGAGAUUCUUUGGGUCUAAAGGAAUUUGAGGAUCUAAGUUUUGCGCCAUCGGCACGGACUGGCAAGACUUAUAUCAGUUUGACAUAUCGAAUGCAUGCGUGACCAUCGUAGAUCGAGUGCGUUUGAUUUCGUCCAUUGUGUUUCCUUUUAAAGAAGAGAAUGGAAAAAAUGUGCAAUAAACGUGGACAUAUCUCGCCGACUAGGCGGCUUGUCCGACUUUGAGGUAAGACAGAAAAGCGAGAAAGAGAGUGAGAGAGAGAGAGAGAGAGAGAGAGAGAGAGAGUGUGUGUGUGUGUGUGUGUGUGUGAGUGUGAGUGUGUGUGUUAGUGUAUGUCUGAAUAAAAGAAAAAGGGAGAGAAAGAGAGUGAGAAAAAGUGCGAGUGCAUAUAUGCGUGUAUUUAAUGUAAAUAGUGGGAAGGAGGUCCGUUUUAUUUAAUUUUUGAGUAGUCGAUACCCCAGUGUUCGUCGAUCGCGGAUAUUAUUUAAAGCAAUAGGGCGGAGGUUCUCAACUCGUUACACACAAUUGCGAUUGAUUCGCUGAAAAUUACUACAGCAGCCACUCGUUAUCGUGACUCGAAUUCCUAUAGGGGAGAUAGACUGGGCAAAUCGGAUAACGCUGUAUCCAGCGUUUUUAUUUAUAAUAGCGCAGUGGUUGAACAUGUACAACCAAUAUAAUGUCACUCAGUUCGAAGAUAAAACCAAAUUAAAACGCUCUUGAGGACCUUUGCGAUAGGAAUUUGUUUGGCGUUGUAUAUAAACUUUAAGAUCCUAAACGAGCGUGAGUACGGCGUGGUACAAAGAUUUGCUCCCCUUCUACCCCCGUAUGCAAGUUUGAUCUUCGAGCUCGAUUUAGGGUUGAUUAGGGGUGAUUAAGAGUUGCCAUACGAUGAUCCGGGAUAUGCGAAAAACCAGUACCUAUCAUAUAUCCAUUAAAAAUAUAUUAAUUUAUUCUCCAGACCA
Solenopsis invicta (red fire ant) is the source of this 4535-nucleotide messenger RNA. RefSeq lists its product as uncharacterized. The transcript has 4 exons. Gene Ontology annotation, biological process: regulation of DNA-templated transcription. Lineage: Eukaryota; Metazoa; Arthropoda; Insecta; Hymenoptera; Formicidae. The record is from RefSeq and is a predicted model, not a curated record. Bases 1662 to 3065 code for a protein of 467 amino acids. Gene Ontology annotation, molecular function: DNA-binding transcription factor activity, RNA polymerase II-specific; sequence-specific double-stranded DNA binding.